This is a messenger RNA of Zonotrichia albicollis (white-throated sparrow), 1993 nucleotides long. Lineage: Eukaryota; Metazoa; Chordata; Aves; Passeriformes; Passerellidae. The record is from RefSeq and is a predicted model, not a curated record.
AUUGUGAUUCCAGGGGAACAUUUGAGAAUCUGCCCUCAGGAAUAUACAUGCUGCACCUCAGAAAUGGAGGACAAGUUAAGCCAACAGAGCAAACUGGAGUUUGAAAACUUGGUGGAGGAGACGAGUCACUUUGUACGCACGACUUUCGUAUCCCGGCACAAGAAGUUUGAUGAGUUUUUCCGAGAACUCCUGGAGAAUGCGGAGCGAUCCCUGAACGACAUGUUUGUCCGGACGUACGGCAUGCUGUACAUGCAGAACUCUGAGGUGUUUCAGGACCUCUUUGCCGAGCUGAAGCGCUAUUACACGGGAGGCAACGUCAACCUGGAGGAGAUGCUCAACGACUUCUGGGCUCGGCUGCUGGAGCGGAUGUUCCAGCUCAUAAACCCCCAGUACCACUUCAGUGAGGACUACCUGGAGUGUGUGAGCAAGUACACGGACCAGCUGAAGCCCUUUGGAGACGUGCCCAGGAAGCUGAAGGUUCAAGUGACUCGAGCGUUCAUUGCUGCCCGCACCUUUGUUCAGGGGCUGACAGUAGGAAGAGAGGUUGCAAACAGAGUAUCCAAGGUCAGUCCCACCCCAGGGUGCAUCCGGGCGUUAAUGAAGAUGUUGUACUGCCCUUACUGCAGAGGACUUCCCACUGUGAAACCUUGCAACAACUAUUGCCUCAAUGUAAUGAAAGGCUGCCUAGCAAAUCAGGCUGAUUUGGAUACUGAGUGGAAUCUGUUCAUAGAUGCUAUGCUUCUGGUAGCGGAGAGAUUAGAGGGACCAUUCAACAUUGAAUCAGUCAUGGAUCCUAUUGAUGUCAAGAUUUCUGAAGCCAUCAUGAACAUGCAAGAGAACAGCAUGCAGGUGUCAGCAAAGGUUUUCCAAGGAUGUGGCCAACCAAAACCAGCACCUGCCCUGAGAUCUUCCCGUUCUGUCCCUGAAAACUUCAAUACCCGAUUUAGACCAUAUAUCCCAGAGGAGAGACCUACAACUGCUGCUGGCACAAGCUUGGAUAGGCUGAGGACUAUCUGGAGGACAAUGCAACAUGGUGUAACAGACAUUAAAGAAAAGCUAAAGCUCUCUAAAAAGUUCUGGUCAACCCUGCCCUACACAAUCUGCAAGGAUGAGCGGGUGACAGCGGGUCCGUCCGUCGAGGAGGACUGCUGGAAUGGCCACACCAAGGCGAGAUACUUGCCUGAGAUUAUGAACGAUGGCUUGACGAACCAGAUCAACAAUCCAGAAGUAGAUGUGGACAUCACAAGGCCAGACACCUUCAUUCGACAGCAAAUCAUGGCCUUGCGUGUCAUGACUAACAAACUGAAGAACGCGUACAAUGGGAAUGAUGUCAACUUCCAGGACACAAGUGACGAAAGCAGCGGCUCAGGCAGCGGGAGUGGCUGCACAGAUGACAUCUGCCCCACUGAGUUUGACUUUGUCACCACCGAAGCGCCGCCUGUCGACUCGGACAGGAGGGAGGUGGAGGCUUCAGCCACACAGCCUGGCUGCUCACUGCAGACAUUGCUCCUCAUCUUCCUCAGCCUCCUACUGCAGAGACAGUGGAGAUAAUCCUGGAUCUAGUCAGAGAAACUGUGUUUUAGCUACAGAAACAGCCUACUUUCUUCUUUUCUUAUACUCUUGGACAAUGGACCAUGCCACAAACACUUGCAGUUUUCUACAAGAUGGCAGUUAUUGCAACCUGCUUCCCAUUUUAGUUUUCCCAAAGAGUACCAGGUGCCAGACUGAACUGCUUCCUGCUUUUUUUCAGAUAUCUCUGAAGACAAUAUCCACUCUUGAGAGAAUUCUUUCUCAAUUCUUUAUUACAGGAGACUUUCUGAGCUUCAUUUCCUUUUAUGCUGCAAAAGGGAAAAAAAAGAUCUUACAGUAUGUGUUUUUCCCCAGUGAGAAAAAAGACGGGGGAAGAAACCAAGAAAGUUUUCUUUCUGAAUCAAGCCUGACUCAAGGCUGCUGCAUUUCAACAGAAUAUCAACAAAACAAAAAAAAAAAAAAA